AUGGACCACCUACAAUAUAAACGAAAAAGAUCAUGGUCAGAGGGUAGGCAAGCAUCACAGACUGUAGCUGAAACCCGAGUUAACACGCCAUUAGGACACUUUUCUAUCAUAUUAUGUACAACAGCUACAUCUUUCUUUGGUUAUGCCGCCUUCUUGGACAAGGUGAAGCACCAUUUACAAUCAUUUUCCAAUGACGACGCUGCCCAUAAUGUUCAAAGCUGGCAUUUGUACAAUGCUGUAUAUAACUCACGGCCUCAAUUUCUGGGUACCUUUCAAUCUUUGCUGGUAUUACAUAAAGAGCAGGUUAAACCAGAAUAA
Molecule: messenger RNA, 318 nt
Organism: Arctia plantaginis
Lineage: Eukaryota; Metazoa; Arthropoda; Insecta; Lepidoptera; Erebidae
Source: the annotation of a GenBank genome assembly